Pundamilia nyererei is the source of this 2210-nucleotide messenger RNA. Its product is annotated as interferon regulatory factor 2-binding protein 2-B-like. Gene Ontology annotation, molecular function: transcription corepressor activity. Bases 285 to 1793 code for a protein of 502 amino acids. The record is from RefSeq and is a predicted model, not a curated record. The transcript has 2 exons. Gene Ontology annotation, biological process: regulation of transcription by RNA polymerase II. Gene Ontology annotation, cellular component: nucleus. NCBI's taxonomy places the organism in Eukaryota, Metazoa, Chordata, Actinopteri, Cichliformes, Cichlidae.
ACAAAGGGUCCCGCAUGCGCGUCGUCGAAGAAUCCAGUAAAUAGAACCCAGGAGCACGAGCAGUGUCUGUGCUGACGUCACGGCCGUACGUUGAGAGCUGGAGCGGAGUUGUAAGCGCGAGCUCAGACGGAGGCGCGCGGAGGGAACAGCUACAGCUAUGGUGCUCUGUUCUUCUUCGUGAGGACGAAAUCAGCCAAUUUUAUUCUCGUUGACGUCUUUUUCUCCGUCUUCUCCGCGACGUAAACAAGCCGUCGGACAUUUUGAAAUCGCUACGGGGAUACAAUAUGUCUUCCACGGCGGUCGCUGCCUCCAGAAGGCAGUCCUGCUAUUUAUGCGAUCUGCCCCGCAUGCCGUGGGCGAUGAUCUGGGAUUUUACCGAACCCGUCUGCCGUGGUUGUGUGAACUACGAAGGUGCCGACCGGAUUGAAUUCGUUAUCGAGACUGCCAGGCAGCUAAAGAGAGCACACGGCUUUCAGGAGGGCCGCUCUCCCGGCCCGGGGAAGCCCCAGCACGCCGGGAAAGAGAUCAAUCACUCGGUUGGGGACCUGGGCUCUCGUCCCCCUCAACCUCUGGAUCGUUAUCCGCUGUCAGACAGGCCGCCGCGGCUGGGCCCGGAGUACCAGGCGGGCAGGCAGGCGAACGGCCUCCCGAUGCCCAACGGAUUUCCCAAACCCGACGAGCCCCCUGAGCUAAACCGCCAAAGCCCCAACCCCCGCAGGACUAGCACGGUUCCUCCUAACUUGGUGCCUUUGGUAAACGGCGCGAUACCUGCCAUACAUCCACUCAGCGGCCGCCCGACACAGAUCUGUCUGCCCGGCGCUCUGAUCGCGCCUGUCCCCGGGGAGCACGGCAAGCGCCCAGAGGAGCUGAAAGACAAGCACCGGGCGGACAGCAUGUCGGACAUGUCGGACAGCCACAAGGACUGGAUAAACAAAGGCAAAACUGUCAGGGACCUGAUGCUGCACACGUUCGACGGCAGGGUAAAGAAGGACCACACCGCCAUGCAGCGGGUCAUGGCGUACGAAAUGAGUGGCACUUCCUCAAAAACAGACAGAGGGAAGCACCCUCGGCCUGGGAAGAGGAAGGCCUCCCCUGAGCCAGACUGUGAGAGCAGUGUCCCCAAGAUGAACGGCAGUGAGGGCCAGCCAUGGCUCCCCUCACCCUCUGAAGUCCUGAAGAUGCCCCCAGCUGCCCUGCCAGGCUUCUCUGCAGCGCCUCCAUCAACCAUCUCCCCCCACUCCCGCACCACACCACCUGAGGCUGCCACAGCGCAGAAUGGCCAGUCUCCCAUGACUGCACUCAUCCUCGCCACCGAUAACGCAGGCAGCACGGGCUCACCUAAGGACGGCAGCCAGGUACAUUCCACCGUGGCGGGGGCACGACGGAACAGCGGGAGCCCCCUGUCACCCUCACAGAGGAGGUUGGCCCAGAGAGAGGGGCCUGUGAGUGCCAACCCCUCUGCUCCGCAUGGUCCCGGCAGUAUGGAGCCACCGCCACAGAGCAUUCCGGAUUCCUCUGUGCCGCCGGGCAGCGUGCCGCUGUGCUGCACUCUGUGCCAUGAGCGGCUAGAGGACACUCAUUUUGUCCAGUGCCCUUCAGUGCCCUCUCACAAGUUCUGUUUCCCCUGCUCCCGGGAGAGCAUCAAGCAGCAGGGGGCCACCGGCGAGGUGUACUGUCCCAGUGGUGAAAGGUGCCCGCUGGUUGGCUCCAAUGUACCCUGGGCCUUCAUGCAGGGGGAAAUAACCACCAUAUUGGCCGGAGAUAUAAAGGUAAAAAAGGAGCGGGACCCUUAAAAAGUUCUCCGACUGCUUCUCGUGAACUUGUUUCCCUCUUGUAACCCAAGUAUGGCAACAACAGCAGGACAUAAAGUAACAGACACAGCUCACCCAGCAAGCCUCAGAGGAGCUGGCAGACAUGUACAUAGUGAACACAGGGGAGUGUAUACUUCAUAAAUGUGGCUGUAAAAUUUGACUUCUUUCUUUAAUACAUUGUGUUUCUUACUGUGUUUCCAGUAAGACUUUUCCUUUUUCCCACCACAGCUGUUUCUUCUCAGUCUGUCGUUGUACUUUAGGUCUGCAGACAGUCCCUGUCGAGCAUAGAAUGUGACUAAUUUGAGCACUUGGCAAAAUCCUUUAAUAAAUGAAACAAAAAAUGCUUCUAGCUGUACAUGUAUGCACUUGCCAAAUACAGUUUCAGACCUUGUAAUAAUA